Messenger RNA from Penicillium arizonense, 1797 nucleotides. RefSeq names its product phosphoenolpyruvate carboxykinase PCK1 (gene acuF). The record is from RefSeq and is a predicted model, not a curated record. NCBI's taxonomy places the organism in Eukaryota, Fungi, Ascomycota, Eurotiomycetes, Eurotiales, Aspergillaceae. The transcript is spliced from 4 exons. Gene Ontology annotation, biological process: gluconeogenesis. Gene Ontology annotation, cellular component: cytosol. Gene Ontology annotation, molecular function: ATP binding; phosphoenolpyruvate carboxykinase (ATP) activity. The coding region runs from base 1 to 1797 and encodes 598 amino acids.
AUGCCUGCCGGAAAGAACUAUAUUAGUCCCAAUCGCCCCGAGUCUCCUGGACCUCUGGCUUCUGAUUUCACUCAACAACAAGUCGCGAAACAACGCAACAGUAACUAUCACUCUACUUCACUCAGAAACAUGGUUGCUACAUCUGUGAAUCGCACUGCGCUGCACCCUGGUGGUGUCCAGCCUGGCAAGGGACACACCGAGCUCGAGGAGGAACUCCACGAGACUGCCCACAUUGACUAUGACCGUGUCGCCAUUAUUGCCAACCCCUCCGUCCCUGCUCUCUACGAAGAUGCUCUCGUCUACGAGACUGGUACCGCCGUCACCUCCAGCGGUGCUCUAAGCGCCUACUCCGGUGCUAAGACUGGUCGUUCCCCCUCCGACAAGCGUAUUGUCCAGGAGGCUUCAUCAGAGAACGACAUCUGGUGGGGACCCGUCAACAAGCCCAUGACUCUUGAUGUCUGGCGUAUCAACCGUGAGCGUGCUGUCGACUACCUGAACACUCGUAACCGCAUCUAUGUCAUCGAUGGUUACGCCGGCUGGGAUGAGCGCUACCGCAUCAGCGUUCGCGUUGUCUGCGCUCGCGCCUACCACGCUCUCUUCAUGCGCAACAUGCUGAUCCGCCCCAGCCGUGAGGAGCUCGACCACUUCCACCCCGACUAUGUCAUCUACAACGCUGGUUCUUUCCCCGCCAACCGCUUCACUGAGGGUAUGACCUCUGCCACCUCUGUUGCCAUCAACUUCGCCGAUAAGGAGAUGGUUAUCCUCGGUACCGAGUACGCUGGUGAGAUGAAGAAGGGUGUCUUCACUGUCCUCUUCUACGAGAUGCCCGUCAAGCACAACGUCCUGACCCUCCAUUCCUCUGCCAACGAGGGUGAGAACGGCGAUGUCACUGUUUUCUUCGGUCUGUCCGGUACCGGCAAGACCACCCUGUCUGCCGACCCCAAGCGUAAGCUCAUCGGUGAUGACGAGCACUGCUGGACCGACACUGGUGUCUUCAACAUUGAGGGUGGCUGCUACGCCAAGUGCAUUGGUCUCUCCGCCGAGAAGGAGCCCGAUAUUUUCAACGCCAUCCGCUUCGGAUCCGUCCUCGAGAACACCGUCUUCGACCCCGUCUCCCGUAUCGUCAACUACGACGAUGUCACCCUCACCGAGAACACCCGCUGCGCCUACCCUAUUGAGUACAUCGAGAACGCCAAGAUCCCCUGCAAGAGCGACAACCACCCCUCCAACAUCAUCCUGCUCACCUGUGAUGCCCGUGGUGUCUUGCCUCCUAUCUCCAAGCUCACUCCCGAGCAGACCAUGUUCCACUUCAUCUCCGGUUACACCUCCAAGAUGGCCGGUACCGAGGACGGUGUCACCGAGCCCCAGGCUACCUUCUCUUCUUGCUUCGCUCAGCCCUUCCUGGCUCUCCACCCCAUGCGCUACGCCAGCAUGCUCGCUGAGAAGAUAAAGGAACACAAGGUCAACGCCUGGCUCCUGAACACCGGCUGGGUUGGCGCUGGCGCUACCACCGGCGGCAAGCGUUGCCCUCUCAAGUACACCCGCGCCAUCCUAGACGCCAUCCACAGCGGCGAGCUCGCCAAGGCCGAGUACGAGACCUACGCCACCUUCAACCUGCCCGUCCCCACCUCCUGCCCCGGUGUCCCCAGCGAGCUCCUCAACCCCGAGAAGAGCUGGACCGCCUCCACCUCCUUCAAGGACGAGGUCACCAAGCUUGCCGGUCUCUUCAACGAGAACUUCAAGAAGUACUCCGACCAGGCUACUCCCGACGUCCUCGCUGCCGCUCCCCAGGUUUAA